AUGACAAGAAAGAAGCUUAAUAAGAGGCACGGAGGAACUCGGAAAAGUAACCGAAAAGCAGGGCACCAGAAGAAUAAAAGACGCACUAAUAACAAGUUGCUACUUCAGGAGUAUGGUGAAGAUAAUGGGUCAGAAGAUCAGCAGAAGCAGUCAAAAGCACAUAAGAAGUCUAUGAAGCAUGCUUUGAGGAAUUUAAACAGCAUGUUAGAAAUGAAUCAGGGAGAUUUCAGCUCUCUAGAUGAGAUGGCAGUUAAUUCUUUGGAUAUGGCAUCGAGAAGACCGAGUAAAGCAGAUAAAAAGAUGUCGAGAAUGGCACAGAUUGCAGACUUUACGGAUAAGAAUCACCGGUCAACGAUGACUAAGGCGUUGCGUAAGUUUCCGGUUGAAUUUGUAAAGGCUCAAGAGGUUUAUAAUCCAUCUGAGCAAUUAUUCAAGUCGUUGGGAAUAGAAUGCACAAAUAAUCCAAAAGAGGAUGUCUCUAGGGAUGAUGACGGAUUACUAGAUCCAUGUAUAGAGACAGAUGGAGAAAAUAUGACGGUUGAUGAUGAAAUUUUGAAUGAACCUGCAGAACUUUCGUCAAAUGAAUCAGUUGAUGAAAUUAACUCGGAUAAUCCUGGAAUCGAGGCUUAUCCAUCGAAAGUCUCCCUUGAGGAAACAUCCUCUAUCCAGGAGGUCUCUUCAGAAGAUGAGGAUGAUUUGGAGUCGGUUCAGAUUAUUGAUGACAACGAAGAUAGUGAAUAUGAAGGCUCUGAUAUUGAAAGUCUGAUUGGUGAGCUAAAGGGUGAAUCAACAAAGCCAAAGAAGGGUGAAUCAAUUAAAGCAAAGAAGGAUAAAUCAAAGAAAGCUAAGGCAAAUAAUGGGCCAAAAAAAGCCAAGUCAAAGAAAGACAAGGCAAAGAAGGGCGAAUUAAAGAAUGAUAAGUCGAAGAAAGGUGAAUUGAAGAAUAAUAAGUCGAAGAAAGGUGAAUUGAAGAAUAAAAAGUCGAAGAAAGGUGAACUGAACAUUGAUACACCAAAGAAUGACGAAUCAAAGAAUAACGAAUCAAAGAAUGGCAAGCCAAAGAAAGAGAGCAAACGCAAAAAUGCUAAACGCAAAGCUAGAAAUGGAACGGACAAAGAUGAUCUUACUCUUGGUAAGAUUCUAGCACCAGUCCAUGAAGACGAAAAUGGUGACUCGUACAUUACGCUUCCAAAAAUUGGAAAAAGACAUAGAUCACGGUCAGUAUUGCAAGAGAUUGAAAUCAAGAGAAGCAAGCAAGAUGAGCAGGAUGAUACAGAGUUUGGCUUUCUGCCUGAAGACUACAAUCUUGAUAUCGACAUCUCGCAGAUCAAGUUUGACAAUAUUCGGUAUGGAUCAUGUGGAGACGCACAGUAUCACGUGAAAGCAAAAGUUAUAACUGGGAUGAAGGGCUACCAAUGGUUGUCAAAGGAAGAUUUUCUUGAUUCAAUGGUAGAAAUUGGCCUCACGAGAAACAGAUUCGACGCGUUUAUAAGAUACGCGUUAGAGAACCUGUAUACAGGUGAGGAGCCGGUAAUUGAUGUUGAUGGAGUAAAUGAUGAGGAUGAGGAAGAUGAGGAUGAGAAUGAGAAUGAUGAAAGUUAUAGCGAUAGCGAGAAAAUCAGUGAUGAUAUGCUUGAAGGCCUCGAUGACAUGAUCAGCUUCCAAAGCAAGCAGGUGCAUGUUGUGGAUGAUCCGGUGGACAUUGCAACACAUUCAUUGGACCAACAUGGGCACGGGAAAAACAGAAAGUUGGAUCUUCCCGAGGACAUGGAUCCGGAACUUAGAGAGAUGCUUGUGGGUAAGUUUGAGUCGAGAGUGGAGGGAUCCAGACACAAGCGGAGAGAAAGAGAGGAGAAGGUGCACGGGUCGGCUUUGUUGGGCAACGAGGGCCAGAAAAGCGUUUCGAGUUCAGACCCUUACUACAUGCUGAAAAAAUACCCAUACGAAAUGCAGAUCGGGGAUUUCCGCUCGGAAUUGGAGUCAUUUUUCAUGGAUGACAAUAGAAAUUCGCUCCGCUUCCCACCGAUGGACACACACGGCUGUAUGACGCUUCGAGACAUGUCACGUGCAUUCCAUAUGAAGGCCCGGAAAUUCGGAAAAGCACCAGAAUGUUACAUUGUGUCCGUUAAGACUUCGGCCAGCAAAAGGCAGCCGCCGGAUUAUCGGGAGGUGGACAAACUCAUGAAUCGGCGUAAGUUGUUUUUCAGGAGUGACGCGGGGUUGACGAAAAGGGAGAAGAAGGAAAUCGGGCAGUUGGUGCGUGAAAUCAAAUCCGGAGGAAGCAAAAAGGGCAAGAAGGGAGCUUUUACAUACAGUGAGGGAGACAUAGUUGGUGCCAACGCUUCUAGAAUUGGGCCUGAAAGUAUUGGCAGGCAGCUUUUGGUGAAAAUGGGCUGGCAAAACGGAGAAGCACUUGGCAAGGAGGGAAAUAAGGGAAUUAUUGAGCCUAUCGCCGCAGUUGUGAAAACCACCAAAGCUGGAAUCAGGUGA
Brettanomyces bruxellensis is the source of this 2490-nucleotide messenger RNA. RefSeq lists its product as uncharacterized. The record is from RefSeq and is a predicted model, not a curated record. The transcript has a single exon. The coding region runs from base 1 to 2490 and encodes 829 amino acids. Gene Ontology annotation, molecular function: nucleic acid binding. Lineage: Eukaryota; Fungi; Ascomycota; Pichiomycetes; Pichiales; Pichiaceae.